Messenger RNA from Cuscuta campestris, 3279 nucleotides. The record is from the annotation of a GenBank genome assembly. Lineage: Eukaryota; Viridiplantae; Streptophyta; Magnoliopsida; Solanales; Convolvulaceae.
CACGGCCUACCACCAUCUCCGACGCCAGACCUCCGCUACUCCAACGGCAGCAGCGCAGCCCCAGACCUUCAUCUACACGGUGGAAUCCCCAAUUUGUGGCCAAGGUGACGAAUGUCAUUUAUAGGAUUAGUCUAUGGCUUCUGGAUCUGAUCGGACUGUUAUACUGAAAUCAGAGAUAUAUGGCUCACAAUAAUCUAGGUCCACCGGUCAAGACAGUGGUGACCAUGUGUAUUCAUUCUACGAGGAGAUUUUAUGCAACAUCAAAUGUUGCAUAUGCUGAAUCAAGAGAUAUAUUGACUACAUGGAAUGACAAAGAUCAGCUAACACAAGGAACACAUGGCUUGAGUACUAUGGUUAUUAACUCUCAGUUGAAGGAUCUGAUCAAUAAAGGACAUCUUUGGAAUGCUCGUGAGAUGUUUGAUAGAAUGCCACAUAGAGAUGAAGUCUCGUGGACCAACAUGAUUGCUGGUUAUGUCAAUGCUUCUUAUUCGCUUGAAGCAUUAUCUUUGUUUCAUGAUAUGUGGGCCUAUCCGAAUAUUCAUAUGGACCCAUUCAUACUUAGUCUUGUACUAAAGGCAUGCGGGAUCAGCGCACAUGUUAAGUAUGGAGAACUUGUUCACGGAUAUGCUGUAAAAAGUGGUCUUGUGAAUUCUGUUUUUGUGGGAAGCUCACUUCUUAAUAUGUAUAUGAAAUUGGGAAAUGUUUGGGAAGGUUGCAGACAUUUUGAUGAGAUGCCUAACAAGAACAUAGUUUCUUGGACUGCUGUAGUGACUGGACUUGUUCAUAUGGGCUACAACAACGAGGCAUUGAUGUAUUUCUCUGAAAUGUUGGAAGAUGGAAUAAAAUAUGAUUCAUAUGCUUAUGCCAUUGCAUUAAAAGCCUGUGCUGAUAUGGAGCAUCUGAAUUAUGGAAGGGAAAUUCAUGCUCGGAUUGUGAAGGAAGGCUACGGCACAGGAUCUUAUGUGGCUAAUAGUCUCUCUACAAUGUACAAUAAAUGUGGGAUGACGUAUCAUGGGAUGUGCUUGUUUGAAAAAAUGAGUUUGAAAGAUGUAGUCUCUUGGACGACUAUAAUCACAACACAUGUCCAGACCGGUCAAGACAAACUGGCAAUCCAAGCAUUCUUGCGAAUGAGGGACUGCAACACGCGUCCUAAUGAGUACACCUAUGCAGCAAUCAUUGCUGCUUGUGCUAACCUUGCAAGACUUGAUUGGGGCGAACAACUGCAUUCCAUUGUAUUACAUACAGGUUUUGUAGCUUAUCCAUCUGUGGUAAAUUCGGUCAUGACAAUGUAUUCAAAAUGUGGGUUGUUAGAUUCAGCUUCCACGGUGUUUAAUACAAUGAACAUGAGAGAUAUUGUUUCUUGGAGCACUAUUAUUGCAGGAUAUGCUCAAGCUGGACGUGGUGAGAAUGCUUUCAAAGUUCUCUCCUGGAUGAGAAGGGAUGGAACAAGGCCUACAGAGUUUGCCCUUGCUAGUGUAUUGAGUGUUAGCGGAAAUAUGACAUGUCUCUAUCAAGGGAAGCAACUACAUGCUCAUGUCCUUAUUAUUGGUUUGGAUCACACUGCAUUGAUACAUAGUGCUUUGGUAACUAUGUACUCAAAAUGUGGAAGCAUCAUAGAAGCCUCAAAGAUUUUCCGUAUGGCGCGUUGCAAUGAUAUUGUCUCAUGGACGGCUAUGAUUACUGGAUUUGCUGAACAUGGGAAAAGCAGAGAAGCUAUUGAUUUAUUUGACAAAACAUCUGAGGCUGGUUUGAAACCGGAUUCAGUAACCUUUGUUGGAGUUCUCACCGCCUGUAGCCAUGCUGGGUUGGUUGAUCUAGGUUUUCAUUACUUUAAUGCAAUGACUAGGGACUACAAGUUAAGUCCUUCGAAAGAACACUACGGGUGCAUGAUUGAUCUUCUUUGCCGAGCUGGACGAUUACGUGAUGCAGAGAACAUGAUCAAUAACAUGCCAUAUAGAAAGGAUGAUGUUGUUUGGUCAACUCUUCUUAGGGCUUGCAGAGUACAUGGUGAUGUUGAACGUGGAAGACGCGCUUCAAAACAGAUUCUCGAACUGGAUCCGGACUCUGCCGGGGCUCAUAUCACCCUAGCUAACAUAUAUUCUUCUAAAGGGAAGUGGAGGGAAGCAGCAGAACUGAGGAAACUGAUGAGGUCAAAAGGAGUUAUCAAAGAGCCCGGGUGGUCUUGUUUGAAACUCAAGGCUGAGAUGCAUGCAUUUGUUGCUGGGGACAAAACACACCCAGAAAGUGAAUGCAUCUAUAACAUUCUAGAGUUACUGACUUCAAGAACUGAACUAACUUCCCUGGAAAUUGCCUGUCUUAUGGAUGGCUAGUCAAAUCCUGUGCCAUUUUAUCAAUCGAAAGGAGUCAAAAGUUGUGCGUCAAGAUUAUCUGAACACCAAGUGUAAUGGUGACUUAGUGUGGGACCGGAUUGAUCUAUGAAGUCUAGUCCAAUCGCAGCAGCGUUGUAGAAUGCCUCUUUUUUGCUACCUCUCUGAUCAUAGGCUGGAAUCUAUGAUUAGACUAUAUACAAAAGACUCUCUAAUGGCAAGCAGUUGUCUGAACUUCUCUCUAGUGGAAAAUCUCCCUCAAGAAAAUCUUCUUUGAGACUAUCAACCAAAUAUUGUCCAUUUACAUGCAGCAAUGGUUGCAGGCUUUGCUGAUUUACCGGGAUUUAAUUGAUUACAGGCUUACAGCUGUAACUACAAGUGUCCAUUUCUCGGUCAAGCUACAAGUUGCACUUGUUGUGCCCGCAAGAACCCCACGACCCUGAUAUAAAAUAGCCACGCCUGGGUUCAUUGUACUUCUUGAAUCUCAUUCAGAGCAUUCAUCAGAAAUUUUUUAUUCCUGUGGUGGCAAUGUAGAACUGCGUCUGAGAUCUCAGACUUUCAACUCUAACCCUAUCAAUGAAAGGACAACCAAUCUUUGGGUGUGAAUGGUGCCUCUCUUCUGGGCUUGUUAAAGACAGAUGCAAACUAAUGACAAGGAGCAAUGCACUCUAUAAGUCAAAGACAUUUUAGACAAUCACAGAAAUAAUUACCUGCAGAAAUUUGGAGCCUGCAUUCAUCUUCGAUAUGGAAUCAAUGCCCGCAAACGGGUCCGUAACAUUUCCCAGUAUGAGACUCCUCUUCCAAGUGUCUUUUUCUUUCUUCUUAUUUGUAUUUAGAGCUGUCUAUAUUGACAUUGGUAGUCAUGGAAAGCAUAUGAUACUGUAUAUACAUAACUUGAUCAUUAUUCAUUUAUUUGAUGCUUCCUUUUUUUAAUUAAAUACUUCAUCCAUCU